Messenger RNA from Ectocarpus sp. CCAP 1310/34, 1131 nucleotides. The record is from the annotation of a GenBank genome assembly. NCBI's taxonomy places the organism in Eukaryota, Phaeophyceae, Ectocarpales, Ectocarpaceae.
AUGCAUGUCGACGACGAUGCUACCGCCGCUGCCGCCGCCCUCCCGUCCCUGGACGCCCCCUCCCCCGAAGGAGACGACCGUCGCCACCCCGAGCGGGAGGCGGUUGCGGCGAUGGCAUCGGCACCGGAGUCGACACCGAAGAUGCCGCCUGACGAGGCCAUGGGUCUGGGGGCCACGGCCACCGUGCGCACGGAGAGGACUUCUGCUGGCCGGACGUUCCCUCGUGGCGGCGGGGAGCAAGAGGGACGGGCCGAGACAUCGGACGACGGAGCUUUCCCGGCGUCCCCCAGUAGUGACGAGAAGAAGGGGGGCGCGGUCUCGCCGCGGAGUAUCACCGCGCCCCCUGUCGUGACAGCAUUCUUCCCGGCCGUGCGGCCCAGGAGGCAGUGUUCUUCCCUCCGAUCCGAUGCUGUGGCUGCUGCUGACGAGGAUGAUGGUUCUACUGCCGCCGCCGGCGCUGGUGCACCACCGGUGACGAAGAAUCCUCUUCGCGAGAGGCCGCGGUGGGAAAAACACCACCAACGGCAGCAGCACCCAGACUACAACUCGUCCAGGGAGAACGAAUUCAAGGCCCUGGACUCUGCCCAGACCGCUGCGGUGACUAGUGCUAAUUCCGCACCCUCUUCCAUAGGGCCGGGCAAGUCCCGGAGCAACUCCUUGCCGUCAGAAGCUGAUGCGGUAGCGGCGUCCACAGCUGGAACGGUCGCCGGCAACGACGGCAAACACAAGCGCCGGCGGGAAAGUCAACUCCCCUCAUCUUCUUUAUUCUCACCUUCUUCUUCAGCUCGUGGCGGCGGCGGUGGCGGCGACGGAGGCGGCGAUGAAAGAAGAGGCUACAGAGCUGGGCUAGAGACGAUGGCUGUGGAGAGCACCGAGCCAACAGAAGCGGGGGAGGGUCGUCAAAUCCACUACCAGCGCGACGAUGAUACCACUGUCCUGGGGAGGGAGGUUAAGCGGGCGAAGAAAAGUAUGGAGGCCGAGCACUCCGUCUUGCUGGCCGACCGGGACUCGACAAUACGCCAACUGUCUGGCGAGGUGGCAAAGCGAACCGAUGAGAAUGCUUUGCUGCUGGUCGCGCUCGACUCUGCUGUCAAAGAGAUGGCAAGCCGCCUCUCCUCCAAGGUAGGAUAG